Messenger RNA from Melampsora larici-populina 98AG31, 1260 nucleotides. Its product is annotated as family 18 glycoside hydrolase. Bases 1 to 1260 code for a protein of 419 amino acids. Gene Ontology annotation, cellular component: extracellular region. Gene Ontology annotation, molecular function: chitin binding; chitinase activity. NCBI's taxonomy places the organism in Eukaryota, Fungi, Basidiomycota, Pucciniomycetes, Pucciniales, Melampsoraceae. Gene Ontology annotation, biological process: chitin catabolic process; carbohydrate metabolic process. The record is from RefSeq and is a predicted model, not a curated record. The transcript has 3 exons.
AUGCAUUCGAAAUUCUCUUUAAUCCUUGCGCUUUCUAUUUCCGCCUUGAUCACCCAGCGCACCGUUGUGGAAGCUGGAGUGUGCCGCAAAAAGUCUUCUAAGGGAUUUCAAAUCUCGGGAUACUAUCCUAGUUAUCGAGCAGGUUUGCUGCCCCCAGAAAGCAUUCCUUGGGAUCUUUAUAACCACAUUGAUUAUUUUGUUGCUGUUACUUCAGAAUCCCCAUCAGCUGAAUUUGUGUUUGACAACGAAGCCAACAUAAAAGCAGUCGUUGAGGGUGCUAAAGCUCACAAGGUCACAGUUUCGUUAACGAUCGGAGGAUGGACAGGUAGCAAGUACUUUAGCUCUCUUGUUAGCACUGACUCCAGCCGUGAGACCUUCGCAAAGACAAUCUCUUCAACGUUGACCAAGUAUGGAUUUGACGGUGUAGACCUUGAUUGGGAGUAUCCAAACGCGCCUGGAAACGAGGGUAACAUCAUAUCUAAAGACGACUCGGCUAACUUGCUCAAAUUCUUGACUGCUCUCAGGGCUGCCAUCGGAUCCAAGAGGCUUACUGCGGCAGUCUCCGUUCAUGGGUUCAUGGGACCAGACGGACAAUACUUGAAGGACCACAAAGAAUACGCUAAGUUGUUUGAUUUCAUCACUAUCAUGGCCUACGACAUUUAUCUCCCGGUUGUGACCCCUCUCUUUGGACCAGGAGCCCCGUUAUUUGACACGUGCAAUGACCCCAGCUAUAAGUUUUCGGUGGCUCAAGCAAUCGACACCUGGACUUCAACUGGCUUUCCUGCUUCCCAAAUCCUUUUAGGUAUUCCUGCAUACGGUUAUCAGUACACGUUAUCUAGCUCGACACUUGACCCAACUAACUUCUCUGGUAAGGAAAAGAGUUUAUUUUUUGGCCCCAUUGACAAGUCGGCUCAAGCUCAAACGGUAAAGAACGUGGCCCCUACUUCAACUGGAUGCAACAGCCCAUUGGAAGGAGGAAACUUCAUUUUCAAAGACUUGCUCACUUGUGGAUUUCUGUCUCCUGAUGCCGCUACCGGACAAGGAGGAUUUGAACGUCACUAUGAUAACUGUACUCAAACUCCGCUCCUCUUUAACCCAUCCACCAAGACACUCAUUGCGUAUGACGACCCAACCUCUUUGACAGAGAAAGUCAAGUAUGCCAAAUCCAAGGGAGUUGCAGGUGUGAAUGUUUUUGACGCCAGCGGCGACACCCCUUCCCGAAUGCUUCUGAAAUCAGUGAAUCAAGCCUCUAAAUUAUAA